Molecule: messenger RNA, 609 nt
Organism: Cebus imitator (Panamanian white-faced capuchin)
Lineage: Eukaryota; Metazoa; Chordata; Mammalia; Primates; Cebidae
Exons: 2
Coding region: 107-529 (140 amino acids)
Source: RefSeq, a predicted model, not a curated record
GGGACGGAAUCUCUUGUCUUUCUGCAACAGAUGCACUCAACAAUCCACGGAAGGUUUGAGGAAGUGUCGGUGUUCCGUGGGAUUGGUUCUUUCCCCCUUCCCCCCAAUGGCCCUCAAGUCUGGAUAUAGCUCCGUCUCCGCGUCUCUCUCCCCCUCCUCCCCCAGCCCAGUCUGGCCUCAAGCGCUGGGUGAACCCGGUUGGGGUGUCACUCGACGCCCACUAGGGGCCGAGGAGGCUCCAGUGCGCAGGCUCCGGGCACCGGAUAAAAGCAGAGCUGGCGACUCCAGCGCUGUCUCUAUGGAGGAGCGAGAAACGGAAGAGGUCGGGGGGAGAAGCAGCAGGAAAAAUGCAGCCACCGUCAGCGCCGCCUCCUUGCCACCGUGUUUCGGGGUAAAAAGUUGCCGUUGCCGUCGGUGCAGUUGCCGUCGCUGCCUCCUAUACUUCUCUUGGUUUCGGGGAAGGAUUUCCCCACCGGUGGGACAUUGUGCGGGGUGGGGAGUGGGAAUUACUGUACGUGGCGGUGAUUAAACGAGGGAGGGACAGAGACAGUGAUCUCGAAGAAAAAAGGGGGAGACCAAAAAAUAAAGGGUUUCCCCACUAAAGUGACA